Molecule: messenger RNA, 3944 nt
Organism: Cladophialophora immunda
Lineage: Eukaryota; Fungi; Ascomycota; Eurotiomycetes; Chaetothyriales; Herpotrichiellaceae
Exons: 1
Coding region: 165-2786 (873 amino acids)
Biological process (GO): protein histidyl modification to diphthamide
Molecular function (GO): diphthine-ammonia ligase activity
Source: RefSeq, a predicted model, not a curated record
GUAAUUCCCAUGCCAUAUGUACGGCCUCCCAAGUCAGGCGGUCCGAUAUACCGACGCAUUCAGGUUCUGGAUUGAGCAAACUUUCUCACCAUGCAAUGACCAAACAGCAGUCGCAAAUGAAGGCAACUCAAUGCACUCACGGCCUCUAGCGUCGACUUGGAGAGAUGUCCGACUCGCUCAACGUCAUAGCCCUCAUCUCGGGCGGCAAGGACUCCCUGUUCAGCAUCCUGCACUGCCUCGAGAACGGGCACAAGGUCGUGGCGCUGGCCAACCUCUACCCGAAGGCGAGAUCUGUGACCAAUGGACAAGGAGACGCCGCUUCAGCCCGUCCUCUCGAAGACGACGAAUCUGAAGGAGAGGAUCUAAACAGCUUCAUGUACCAGACUGUCGGACACUCCGUCAUACCGCUCUACGCAGAGUGCCUCGGCAUUCCGCUUUACCGGCGAGAAAUCACGGGCUCAGCGGUGCAAACGGGUCGGUACUACGAUACAAGCGAACUCGGCUCGUCGCCCGACGAGACUGAAGACUUGGUACCCCUGUUGAGGACAGCCAUGCAGGCUCACCCAGAAGCGAAUGCUCUAUGCUCGGGCGCCAUUCUCUCGACCUACCAGCGCACCAGAGUCGAGUCCGUAGCAGUCCGACUCGGUUUAACGCCGCUGGCCUACCUCUGGCAAUAUCCUGCCCUUCCUCCCCCUGCCGGACGAGGCGAGUCCCUGGCUGGAUUGCUGGAUGACAUGGGAGCAGCGGGCUGUGACGCCAGGAUCAUCAAGAUUGCGAGCGGUGGCAUCAAAGAGAGCCUUCUGUGGGCUAACGUGGCGGACCCAAAAACCCAGCAGAGGCUCGUCAACGGUCUGCGGCCUUUCUUCCCCGACCACGAGUUUUGGCUCCGUGGAGCGGUUUUAGGAGAAGGGGGAGAAUACGAGACGCUGGCUGUCAACGGGCCUCGAAGAUUGUGGAGGAGGAGAAUUGUGGUCUCACCAGAUCACCAAUCCACAUUUACAGGGGAAGGUGGAGUGAGCUACCUUCGGCUGGCGAAGCCCACAACAGAAGAGAACGAUGCAGGCCCUUCUGGGACACACGAAGAGUGUCUUCGAGUACCACAGGCAUUUGAUCCCCAAUUUCAGGCCGUUCUGGCAGCUGUCGAAAGCCAAGAGACGGCGAACGUCGACAGAACCGCAGACAAGCUCGGCGAGGCGGGUACCAAAUGGUCGCAGCCAGGCUUGUACUCUCUGCAACCCGCCAAGUGUCUGGCUUCCGGACAUCUGUCCAUAUGUAACAUUACUUGGUGCGACCCGAGCGUUGAUGGAAGCCCGAGCAGCGCUGCCAGUCAAAUGCAAGGCAUAUGCGAUCAGUUGAAAUCCUUGCUCGAGACAAUGCCAAGCUCUCUCGACAUACCGACAGGGCUCACGCCGUCCAAUAUCGUGUCCACAACUUUAUUACUGAAGGACAUGUCGAACUUUGGGGCAGUCAAUCCGAUCUAUGCCUCGCUUUUCCGCUCGGGCGAGCCGAAUCCUCCGGCACGCGUCACAAUUGCAUGUUCGCUACCAGAGAACACUGAUGUAAGUUUGAGCGUGUUACUCGAUCUCGGGCCCCGCGAGGAACGACGCGGCCUGCACGUGCAAAGUCGGAGCUACUGGGCGCCCGCGAAUAUUGGACCGUACAGUCAAGCCAUUUGCGUCCCAGUGGACAAACAAGUGGAAUCGCAAGUCAACGUCCAUGACGCAGGAUUGGUGGAGAUGGUCCAUAUGGCGGGACAAAUCCCUCUCAUCCCACACACAAUGAACCUUUCGCAGGCAGAGUUUCCCAAGCAGGCGGUGUUGAGCCUGCAGCAUCUGUGGCGCGUUGGGCAAGAGCGGGGUGUGGACAUAUGGCCCUGGGGAAUAGCCUUUUUGGAAAGCUGUACGGAUAGCCCUGUUCGUGCAGAGCUCUCGGCCAGCGUAUGGCAACAAGCUCACCUGGCAGGGACAAGACCGAUACAGGUUGUUGCUGGCGAGGAAAGUGACGAGGCUGAUGAGGGGGUGGAUGCGUGGGACAUGCAGUACAACCGCGCUGCGAUGUACGAGGCAUCACAUGCACAGAUGACCGUGGGCGAGCAUCUUCAUCUUCUCCCAAACCCAAGUGUACUGGUCAAUGACGAGACCUCAACGACAUUCACUCCGCCCUUCAUCGCCGCAGAGGUUGUCUCUCUGCCUCGAAACGCGCCGGUCGAAUGGUGGAGCAUGGGACUCACGAAUUUGCUCAAGGGCCCAACGUCAAAGCAUAGAACGUUGGUGGCUCGGACAGAGCUGCCCUGGGGAUCCAUCACGAAGGUGACAAUCCUUCCGCCAUACGGGAGAGCAGGCACAAACAUUCACUUGGUCACGGUGUUGGUCCGUCGAGGUGCAGGGUCUGGGUUCAGCGUCACGGACGUCGCAGGGAUGGAGAGCAGUAUACUAGACCUCAUUCAGUCGGACGACGGUCACGAAAUGUCAUCGUUGGCUCCGGCAGAACUGGUGCAUGGCACCGCGUUCAUCGCGCUGCAAGGCCAGGACGAGUGGUCUCGGCUGAGUGGCCGAAAUCUCUUCAAGGAUUUGGCGGUCAUACCUUGCCAUUCGUUGUUUGGAAGCUCUGGGACGACUCCCGAUGUCGGCCCUGCUGAAGGCCAUGGGAGGAGGUCUGGAGGACCGGCCGUGGCCGUGUCCUCGCUGUUGCCAGACGUGGGCCUCGAAGGAACAGCGACAUUCUGCCCACCCCUUGCCGCCGCAAUGGUCUUGCGCAUCGACCAGAAUCCGAGGCGGUCGAGCUGAAAUCGGAUGUCCACUGUUUCAGCGUGCACGCCCCAAUCGAUUUCUCGACCACGGGAUUCUAAAGAUAUCAGCUCUGCGGACGGUGUUGCGGCUGAUUCCAACAGCGGCAGCAGGAGCGCCGGUCAAGACAUGAACCCCUUGCGCAGACGCCUGGGAACAAUGAGUCACAGCAGACCCGACAGAGCCAAUCUUCCUCGUUGGUCUGGUCUGAUCCUCAGCUCGCCGCGCAGAGACGAGAAUACGCGCCGGGAUCUCGCGAGACUGAGGCCCAGCCGCCAGCGAAUCACGCCCGAGCGUCUAUGUUCAGAGGUCAGCUGGAACUUUUUGAUGCUGUGUCGAGCCGCCCGAGGGGUAUAAGCGCCGAGGGAACAGCGAGGGUUGAAGAACACAACGGCGCGCCAAGCGAGAGACCCGACGAGGCUUUGUUGUUGGUUUUGAGGGAUUCACCAGGUCGUGCUAGACUGCACAAGCACAAAUGGUCGGUUGUCGCACACUUGUUCUUCUGAGCCCGCUGGCUAUGCGCCCAUCGAGCCGCCCACCCAUUUGGCAGCCUCGAAUCUAUCCGCCCGACCAAGCGCUCGUGGCUUCAAUGCAGCCCGGAAAAUCAAGGCAGAAUCAGCGGUCUUGGUGGAGGCAUUGGGUCUGGGCACGGAGGGGAUCACCUCCAGGGGACGCAUUAACUGCACCACAGACCUAAGGGAGUUCUACUUGCAAGUCAGUCAAUCAGUUAGAGAGAGAGAGAGAGAGCAAGUAUGUCCAUUGGAAGCGCCUCCGGGCUUGUACGCAAGCACCGGCGUCUAAGGAGGGCACCGGCUGAGAACCCCUCCGGUGCUCUUCCCUGGUUGUCAUUUCCUCUCCAGAUGGCGAUGCCCAGUUUCACACAUGCCACGAUUCAGAUUCAUCACACCAUCCAUCCAUCCAUAGCAAGCCCACCCUCCUCCGUCCGGAGUCCAGCUGGAGUACCUCGUAGGUAGAAACACAGUCCCACCGCGCACGGGACAAUUGUACCGUAGACAACGACAUUAAAACAGCGACAACAUCUCCUCCACCGCGCUGCAUACCUUAGGCAUGACCUGACCCCACGACAAAACCUACCUGUAGCUGCGACGGGGGAAACCCAAAAAGCACACGCGCGCGCGCGCGAGAGUGAGACAAGAA